UCAGCGUUAAUCAGCGUUAAUCAGCGUUAAUCAGCGUCUUGACUCUCUCUACCCCUCUACAGUCUAUAUAGCUUCGUUUUUUUGCAAGUGGAUUAUCCAGCAGCUUCGAGUCAUUGAAAAUAGCUUUGACAAUGCCGUCCUCCGCUCUCGGUCUCAAAUUCGCCCCGCUAUUACGAACUCUCCCCUCUCGCCGCCGUCAACUAUAUAUCUCCCCCUCUUCCACCUCUCUAUUCCACUCCUCUCCCAUCAUCACCAAAUCAUCAGCCCUCACCACCACCCACAGCCACCGCAACAUCUCCACCACCACAGCCAGAAUGUCCGCUACACCCUACCUCACCGCUCUCGCGGCCCGCCGCACCAUCUACCCCCUCAACAAGAAGUCUCCCAUCCCCGACUCGCGCCUCCGCGAGAUCAUCACCGAGGUCAUCAAGCACGUUCCCUCGUCGUUCAACGCGCAGUCUGCCCGCGCUGUCCUCCUCCUCCACGCUGAGCACGAUAAGCUCUGGGAUAUCCACGCUGAGGUCCUGAAGCCUAUCGUCCCUGCUGAGGGAUGGGCUGCUACCGAGGGGAAGAUCAACAUGUUCAAGGGCGCCUACGCUACCAUCCUCUUCUUCACCCACGCCCCCACCAUCGCCGGCCAACAAAAGGCAUACCCCAUGUACGCCGAGAAGUUCCCCCACUGGGCCGCCCAAUCCUCCGGCGCGCACGAGAUCUCCCUCUGGACCGCCUUGGCUGCCGAGGGUCUGGGAGGCAACCUCCAGCACUACAACCCGCUUGUCGACCAGCGCGUCAGGGAGACCUGGGGCGUGUCCGAGGAUUGGGUUUUGGAUUCUGAGUUGGUUGUUGGUACGCCUGCUGGAGAGGCGGGGGAGAAGAUCUUUUUGCCGGUUGAGGGGGAGAGGCUUUUGGUUUUUGGUGAGAAGGCUUAGAGGGGUUGAGAGUUUAGAGAAAAGAAGCGUUAUUUUUGCAUAGCUUGCGGGUUGGUUAGGGAUUUAGAUUAGAAGGUUUUUGGUCUGGAAUUGACGAUUUAUGUCUAUUUCAAGUUGUGGUUCUCCUUUGAACAAAAUGAUAGUGAAAAUGUGGCCAUAGCAUUCAUUGCUUCACUUCAAAGUGCGACCGAGACGACUGGGA
Pseudogymnoascus destructans is the source of this 1131-nucleotide messenger RNA. RefSeq lists its product as uncharacterized. The transcript is spliced from 2 exons. The record is from RefSeq and is a predicted model, not a curated record. Lineage: Eukaryota; Fungi; Ascomycota; Leotiomycetes; Thelebolales; Thelebolaceae. Gene Ontology annotation, biological process: cellular response to oxidative stress. The coding region runs from base 132 to 929 and encodes 265 amino acids.